AUGGCUACUACUAGUACUCUUGAAGAAUCUUUCAAAGAAAACCCUCAGAGCCUUCAACACAUUCUUCCUAUAGAUUUUCAUUCAAUCCAAGAAGUUCCAAACUCUCAUUUAUGGCCUAAUAUCAAUAAUUCCCCAAUUAGUCAUGAUGAAAAAAACCCUAAUGUCCCAAUAAUUGAUCUUUUAGCCCCUAAUGUUGUGGAACUUAUAGGUCAUGCAUGCAAAACAUGGGGGAUAUUUCAAGUUGUUAAUCAUGGAGUUUCUUUAGAACUUUUUGAUGAAGUUGAAUCUCAGGCAAGACGGAUUUUUGCCUUGCCAGCAGAACAGAAGGUGAAGGUCGUGAGAUCGACUAGUGGCGCCACCGGCUAUGGCACAGCUCGAAUUACGCCGUUCUUCUCGAAGUUCAUGUGGCAUGAAGGGUUCACCAUUAUGGAUUCACCCCUUGAUCAUGCUAAGGAACUUUGGCCACAUGACUAUCAAAAUUUUUGGUAA
Molecule: messenger RNA, 489 nt
Organism: Solanum tuberosum (potato)
Lineage: Eukaryota; Viridiplantae; Streptophyta; Magnoliopsida; Solanales; Solanaceae
Product: gibberellin 3-beta-dioxygenase 1-like
Exons: 1
Coding region: 1-489 (162 amino acids)
Source: RefSeq, a predicted model, not a curated record